This is a messenger RNA of Lytechinus pictus (painted urchin), 3647 nucleotides long. Its product is annotated as G-protein coupled receptor moody-like. Gene Ontology annotation, molecular function: neuropeptide receptor activity. Gene Ontology annotation, biological process: neuropeptide signaling pathway. NCBI's taxonomy places the organism in Eukaryota, Metazoa, Echinodermata, Echinoidea, Temnopleuroida, Toxopneustidae. The transcript has a single exon. Gene Ontology annotation, cellular component: plasma membrane. The record is from RefSeq and is a predicted model, not a curated record. The coding region runs from base 816 to 2051 and encodes 411 amino acids.
UGUAGAAGAGCAUGAAAGAUGGCUGAUUGGCCUCGAUUUAGAGGUUAAUGUAAUCCAAGAAAAUCAUCACAAUGCAUUUCUCAAGAGAAGGCGCAAAAUGAAGAGAUUUUCUCCCGUAUUCCCAACAUCACAAAAGCAUCUCCCAAGAGACACAGAUCACGCUUGAUUAUGCUUCACCCAACAAAUCACAUAAUAUAGUGAUAAAAAAAAAUCACGUGCACAAAUCGGCGCAGAAAUCCGAAGGCAUACAAAACAGAGCAUGAAUAUCCCCAACGCCUCAAAGGAUGGUCGCCGUUUUCGAGAAACCGUUUGUUAGUUUAGGAAAAGCGCCUACAGUCCAUACACCAUCACUCUUUAACAACUCCACGACAUAUUCGGCAGAAAAUCAUUGACAUUUGCUGUGAUAAGAAGUCAUCGGCCGAUACAUUACCACAUUUAUCCAUCUCUGGAAUGCCUAUACGCUUGAUUAAAGUGGUUUAGUUACAUGAACUAUCUUAUUCAAGAAUAUGUAUUGAGAUCUUGUUGAUAUUUUUGUCCAUUAUCAUUAUUUGUUUUCACGCUUCAUCAUAUAAGAUAAUCCCCAGAAAGCCAAAGUUUUAUUGAGUUUUACAGACUCGAUGUUUUGAGUGAGACAUCGGUGGAUGUUCAUAGAAUGUCAUGAUCAAUCCAGCGGUCAAUGAAUAUCUGCUCACAAAAAUUAACUGUUGAUUCUGAGGAAGAUUUGCUGGAAUUCUACCAUAAACUAAUGAAUCUUUUCCAAUCACAAAUCGAACUCCCGAAAUUCAUUGAGUAAAGCAAAUUUAAGUGAUGCCAUCAUGUUGGCUCUCAGGUACAUACUUGCUGUAUUGAUCCGCAGUGUUCUCAUGGUCCUGGGGAUUCCUGGAAACGGUCUUAUCAUCAUCGUUUACUGCAAGAAACAACGGAAGACCGGGACAGACGCCUUCAUUCUAGGACUUGCUAUAGUUGAUUUCAUCGUUUGCCUUAGUUUCCCCCUGAAGAUAUAUUCUUACCUGACAUUGCAGUUCACAAGUGAUGUCCUGUGUAAGCUAAUGCACUUUAUCGUUUUCUGGAACACAUAUCUUGGAGAGUUCUUGACUGCCGCCAUCACGGUGGAUCGAUACAUUGCAGUGUGUAAACCACUGAAGCGAAGGGUAUCACCCAAACAGGCCAUUAUCAUCAUCUCUACCUUCUCUAUUCUGGCAGCAUUCUGCGCCAUCCCAUCCGUUACGAAGUCAGGUAUCCAGAAAUAUGGUCCAGCCGUUUCCAAGUGCUCCUACAGUUACGAUAACAUUACCUUCGCUCAAAUCAUCUCCUACUGCAACGACACUCUGUUCUACAGCUGUUUGGUUUUGAUUACGAUCCUGUAUACCCUAAUUUGGAUCUCGGUGCGACAUCAGGCAAGGGUUCGCGUGGAGAAACUAGGAGGGGCCAGUAGUGUAUCUAGGAACCUGAAGCCUCUGCAGGCUUCUGUGAUGCCAUCUGAAGCUUGGGGUAAAGAGGAAGGUACGAAAUCAGAAAACGUGACUGAUGGCUACAAGGCACCGGUUCAGCGGAAUAGCUCGACUGAAGCUACACAGUCUGGUGAUGCUGCUGGCAUACAACAGGAUAAGUCUGCAAGAAUACACACCUCUGACCUUCUCUCUGUGGAAUCAAAUUCUAGUCGCGGCAAUUCCGAUUCUUCUGGAAACCAUCUUGCUCCCCCUGUCCGUAUUGACGUUCUCGUCAGUCCGGGCACCACUGCGAAGCCAUCUAAUCCAGGUGCCCCAAUCCCAGUCGUUCGAACCAACAACAAGACAACUGUGAUGAUCUUCAUCAUCACUGUCAUUUUUUUCCUCUCCUGGAUCCCAACUAAGAUCUGGGAUUACUACCCAAACACAAAGUUUACUUGGGUACAAACCGAUCCAGUGAGAUACAACAUAUUCUACGUCUCUCUAUUCGCUAUCAAUCUCAAUCAGGUCAUCAAUCCAUUCAUCUACAGUUUCGUCAACGUUCAGUUCAGACGAGAAUGUGUAAGAGUAAUGAGACAUAUUCGACAAUGCAGAUUUUCUUAACAAAUUCAGUAGGAGCACGAUGAAAUUGAUUUGGUUUCGAUUUCUAGUAUUCUACUUUUGAUGUUUGGUCUUGUUUUUAUGCAUUUGUAUGAGUCGCACUCAAUGUAAAAGUGUUCACAUUGUUAAUACUUCAGUCACAUUUUCUCUACGGCGGCCAUGCAGCGAGUCCAAAACUGCAGUUUUAAUACUUUUUGUACCAGGUACAAAUAGGUUUGAAUGAAAAUAAACAAAAGGCUGUUUCGACUCGCCGUACGGCCGCCGUAGAGCAAAUGUGACUGAGGUAUUCGUAUAAGUUCAGCGAACUAUUUAGGGUGGAAAUCCACCAUCCUGCUGCUGCUGCUGCUUCUGCUGAUUGUAACGACAGGGUCUGUGGGUAUGUGCGUUAUUUUGUUGAGUGGGUGUGGGUAUGAGUGUGCAAGUGAGUUUUCUUCCAAUUAUAUAUAUUUGAAGAUCAUAACCAGAGAAAACUUUUACUCGUAAGGGUGAUUCUCACAAUUGCGCUGAAUCUCUGUACUAUUGAUGAAAGGGAGCUUUGAAUCUACCCCGGGCCCCUAGAAACGUUUAUCAUGUCUGUUCGCAUGAUUUUUAAAAUGAAAAAAAAAUAUGGAUAAUGUUCAAGAUCUUGUUAGCAAAUAAGAAAAGUGAUACAGCUGUAAUACACUGUAUGUACAUAAGGUGUAUGUUUGCCACAAUUCGAAGAAGAGAAAGAGUAUAUAUAGUGUUGUGAUUUGGCGUAUGUAACGCGUUUUCAACUUUGAAAAUACAAAAGGCACACUCUUGAAAGAACUAGAAAGAAAAGAGAUAAAUAAAUGUAAAAAAAUGUAACAUAUGACAUGCGUUUGGAAGUAGAAUUUAUACUCGACAUUUUUGUCUCGCCUGCAUAGCAGAGCGAGACAAUAAGGUUAGCUUUUGCGAUUGUGGGGCCGUCAACAUUGAAAUCUUAAAAAAGGUAAAGUUCAAUGUCAUUAUAACUUAGAAAUUGUGGACCCAGUUCAUGAAUCUUGAAAAUAAGGGUAAUCAAGUAAAACUGAUCAUUUUGCAUGAGUUUUACAUGACCAUGGUCACAUAACCAAAGUCAAAGGUCAUUUAGGGUCAAUGAACUUUGACCAUAUUUGGGGUAUCAACUCUGAAAUCUUAACAAAGUUAAAUUUUUGAAAUGUCAUCAUAACUUUGAAAGUUUAUGAACAUUAGGGAAAUCAACUAUCAUUGAUCAUUUUGUUCAAAUUCCCAUCACAUGAUCAAGGACAAAGGUCCUUUACGAUCAAUGAACUUUGACAAUAUUGUGGUAUCAACAUUGAAAUUUCAACCAAGAUUUUAAAAUGUUAUCAUAACUUUUAAAGUAAGUGGAUCUUUUUCUUUAACUUGUACACAAGGGUAAUCAAGUAUCUGUGGUCACUUUGCACGAACUUCAGGUCACAUCAUCAAGGCCAAUGGUCAUUUAGAGUUAAUGAACUUACUAUUUGAGUGUAUUUUGGUGAAUAAUUAUUCAUCUAAUUGUUUGCAAAGGUAUCACUGCUGCUAUAUUGAAUCGAGUAAUGCAGGUGAGACUGUCAGAGGCGUUCCUUUUGUUUGUUUAUAAAAUGUAAGAUGUGUAAU